AUGCAGCAAAAUCUAGCCAACCGGGCGGCUCAGGUGCUGGCGAACUGGGGACGCAACAACAGAGACAACGACACCCUUCAAAAAGACGGCGCAGACGGAGAUCACGAAAGCAUCGCCGAAGGCCUCAGACGAAGGACGCUGCGUCGACCAAUCAGACGCCAGCGACAGGUCGCCAUGCCAAGUGCUGUGGCAAUAGCAAAGUCCUUCCUGGUGCAUUAG
This is a messenger RNA of Dibothriocephalus latus, 219 nucleotides long. The record is from the annotation of a GenBank genome assembly. Lineage: Eukaryota; Metazoa; Platyhelminthes; Cestoda; Diphyllobothriidea; Diphyllobothriidae.